AUGCAACAAAUUUAUCCAUCUCUUAAAAUAGUAAAUAUCGCCUCUGUUUGGAAUCUGCAUCAUCCUGUUAAAAUUGAGGGAAAAUCCGGUAAAAAAAAAAAAUUUAAUGCUGAUAUCAUAAGAGAUGGUAAAAAGAGACUUCUUGUUUUCGGAUCUGGAAAAAUUAUUGCGACAGGAUUUAAAACUAUCAGGGACGCGGGAACCUUUAUCAACAAUAUCUACCCAGAAGCAAUAUUUGAAAAAAUAUCAGGAUCUUGUGCGGUUAUAAAAUUUGAUAAAAUAAUAAAAGCUUCAGAAAUAUUCAAAAGUGAUCUGAAAGUUUCAUAUGAGCCUGAGUUAUUUCCUGCUAUAAUGUGGAAAGAAAAUGGUACAGCAUUCAAUUAUUUCCAUAAAGGCUCUUUAGUAAUAACUGGAGCGAAAAGUUAUUCACAGCUAAAUAAAUCAUUAGAUCUUUUUUGUAAACGUUUUUGCUUUGAAAAAGAAAAAGCGCUAGAAAAUACAACUGUAUAA
This is a messenger RNA of Panonychus citri (citrus red mite), 510 nucleotides long. RefSeq lists its product as uncharacterized. Lineage: Eukaryota; Metazoa; Arthropoda; Arachnida; Trombidiformes; Tetranychidae. Gene Ontology annotation, biological process: DNA-templated transcription initiation. The coding region runs from base 1 to 510 and encodes 169 amino acids. The transcript has a single exon. The record is from RefSeq and is a predicted model, not a curated record. Gene Ontology annotation, molecular function: DNA binding; RNA polymerase II general transcription initiation factor activity.